Messenger RNA from Drosophila suzukii, 557 nucleotides. Its product is annotated as larval/pupal cuticle protein H1C. The record is from RefSeq and is a predicted model, not a curated record. NCBI's taxonomy places the organism in Eukaryota, Metazoa, Arthropoda, Insecta, Diptera, Drosophilidae.
AACUUUGUUCGCUUCAGCAGCACAACACAGACCAAUAAACAAAAAAUCCUUAAACAUGUUCAAAUUGGUGGUGUUGUCUGCUCUCCUUGCCGUAGCUGUCGCUCGUCCCGGUCAUCUUUAUGAGUCUCCUUUGGUCUAUUCCGCUCCAGCUGCCACGACCAUUGUCCAGGAGAACGUCUUGGCCAAAGUGGGUUCAGUGGUGAGCAGCAUUCCCACUUCGGUGUCCCACCAGAGUCAGUCGGUGGUGCACAGCCACUCCCAUGUGGUGGAGGACAUCGUGGCCCCGGUGGUGAAGUCCACUCCGGUGGUCAGCUAUGCCGCUGCUGCUCCGGUGGUGCACACCUCCUACGCCGCUGCUCCCGUUGUCCACACCUCCUAUGCCGCUGCUGCCCCAGUGGUGCACACUUCCUAUGCCGCUGCCUCUCCUGUCGUCUACCAUUCCAGCUGGUAAUCGGCAGAACUGGACUCAUGGGGGCUCAUUCGAGCGAUCUGGAUGGUUAGAAAAUAGCGAUUCCUAUUGUAUAUAUACGAGAUAAAUUGCGAGUAAAAUGUGAAUG